AUGUCCAUGGACCUGAUGGAAGCUUUGGAGUUGUCGGUAGGCAGCGGUGGAGAGAGGUCGGUGAUGGUGGUCGGAGUAGUAGUGGUGGUCACCGGCGGUGUGAAUGAAUUGGGGUUAGUUGUCGGCAUUGUGGGUGUAGCUGCCCCUCCUGCCGCGCUGGAUAAGAUUGCAGUGCAUCAGAGAAACAUGCAGCAGCAUUAUUCAAAUGCAAAGUCAUUCACAAAGCUGUUUGAUGAGUAG
This is a messenger RNA of Linum tenue, 240 nucleotides long. Lineage: Eukaryota; Viridiplantae; Streptophyta; Magnoliopsida; Malpighiales; Linaceae. The record is from the annotation of a GenBank genome assembly.